GCAGGCGGAGACACCGGGGGAGGCAGGCAAGCAAGCAGGGAGACGCUUCUGUCGCUUUUACAUCUCGACGACUCACACACACAUAGACACACACACACACACACACAGGAUUGGACUUUUACAUUUAAUAUUCCGGCUGAAAUCAAUGAAGGAGAGACGCUCGUGUCAGAAACUAUCUCUGAAAUCCGGCAUGGAUCCCAGUCAGAGUGUGAAGUGUAAGAUAGUGGUGGUGGGAGACAGCCAGUGCGGGAAGACUGCCCUGCUUCACGUGUUCGCCAAGGACUGUUUCCCUGAGAGCUAUGUCCCCACAGUGUUUGAAAACUACACAGCCAGUUUUGAAAUCGACACACAGAGGAUUGAGCUCAGCUUGUGGGACACCUCAGGAUCUCCAUACUACGACAACGUGCGGCCUCUCUCCUACCCAGACUCUGACGCCGUCCUCAUCUGUUUUGACAUCAGCCGCCCUGAAACACUCGACAGCGUGCUUAAAAAGUGGAAAGGAGAGAUCCAGGAGUUUUGUCCCAAUACUAAGAUGCUGCUGGUUGGAUGCAAGUCAGACCUCCGCACUGACCUGAGCACGUUGGUGGAGCUUUCCAACCACCGACAGACACCAGUCUCUUAUGACCAGGGUUCCAGCAUGGCCAAGCAGAUCUCGGCACCCUACAUCGAGUGCUCGGCUCAGCAGUCGGAGAACAGCGUCAGAGACAUUUUCCACGUGGCUACGCUGGCUUGCAUCAACAAGAACAACAAAAACGUUAAGCGCAGUAAGGCCACUCGCGGGAACAAGAGGAUUUCACACAUGCCUGGUAGGCCUGACCUGGCGGCCGUGGCCUCGGACCUCCGGAAGGACAAAGCCAAAAGUUGCUCGGUCAUGUGACUGAUGAAACUGAGGGGGAUUAGGCUGAGACUGAGGACAGAGCACAGUGCAAGCAGGAAGCUAUGGGGCAAUGCUCUUUCCUGCAUGCUAAAGACCCCUUAUGUGUCUGGAAAGGGGUUUUAUAAGCUUCAAUUCAUGUACAUGUUACUGGAAUACUCUGCACCAGUGAAAACUCAAUGCGUAGUAGCGUCCCAAUCCAUGUGGCCCCCUGCCCCACCAGACGAGGAAGCUAUCUGUCAGCGAGCUACCUGCUCAGGGAAGUGACCUGCUUCCUUUGGGAGGAUGGAGCGGAUGUGGUCGAGGCUUUCCACACCAACAGGAAAUAAGCAGGAAGAGUGAUGUCAUUAGGAGAUGCUCAUUUGUAACGGAAAUGUUUAAAAGCGUGUGAUCUUUUGAAUGAGAGCCAAAGCCGGCAAAGGGGGUCUUGCUGCCUGGGGAAAAAAAGAGGAGCUGCUGUUGUUUGUGCUGGAUCAAAGACUUGUUGCUCGGAGGGCUUAUACAACUCGUCACUGUAGUUUGGAACUGAUUCACUCUCACUCCUGCUCGUGUAACUGUUAGUCUGUGUGCAGAGGACAUUAGAAGAGGAAUUUCUCAGUCCCGCACAAAAAAAACCUGACGCUGUUUGUCCCCUGUCUCUGAUAUGUUGUCAGUAUAAUGUGAAGUCAUUGGUGUGCAACUGCAUCAUUGUUUUAUUUUAGCUUCAUCCUGAUCAGUCUCAACCACAAACAGCUUGUAGCAGUCAGCCAGUCUGUGCCCAUUUAUUUCAUGUCAACAGCUAUAGGUACAUAAAGACUCUCUAAAGACAGAUUAUCCAAACUGUUCUCCACACUGACAUGUUUAUGGUCCCCUCUGUAUUAUACUGGGGAGCCAUAAGCGAAAUAGCUCAAAGCUGUACCCGUCACGAUUUGACAAACAAUUCCUCAAGUCCAUGUGAUAAACAAAUGCAAGUCGGCCCUUCAAUUAGUGACACUUUUAAAACGAGAAAACACAAAUAACUUGCAUAACACAUUUUAAAACACAUAAUGGACCCUUAAUGGGCUGAGGAGCUUAAGUUGACCAACACAUAUCAAGUGAAAAUAUGACUAAUUAUGUAAAAUGAGAAGGUCUUAGCAGGCAGACAGCCAGUUAGAGCUAUGAGUCAUUUUCCCACUGCACUUUAGGGAGGGAGUGGAAAUGUAAGCAACAAUUAAAGCUUGUUUAUUAGGCUCUGAAAAACAUCGGCACUCUGCUUUGCAUUUCCCUGAAGUGUUCAGACUCUGCUGUUGGGUAAAACUCUGAUAAAGGCCCGGUCACGGCAACAACUAUUUGGAUAAUGAAUUCAUUGUUUCAGCCAUUUCUCAAUGCGUUUUAACAUUUUACAGACUAUGUGACCAACUGAGAAAACAAUCAGCAGAUUAAUUGCUAAUGAAAGUAAUUAUCAGCGCUACUUGGCAGGGAGUGGAGUAAACAGAAUGUCCUACUAGCAUUAGCUGAUGGGCGUACUCAUGCACUGUUCGUACAUAUACCUAUGAAAAGUAAUGCACCGAAUUUCGUAUAAAACCAUGAACUAGUAACUCAUAUAUAACCCAAAUAAUCAGAAAGGCUGCGAUCAUGUGACCAAUGAACUGAUGGGAGUGAAGAAGGAAGUAGUAUAAAGAGACAAGGUACGUGUAGAUGGAAGGUCGGGGUGAUGAACUGGUCAAACAACACAGGGCUUUACCCCAGGAGACCAGUAUUUGUGUCCUGUGUGAGACCAACUGAACUUUGAAUUAUUUUAAGGUGUAUCGUCAACCAUGUUUCUUUUCCGAAACCCGAGUUACGUGACUUAACUUUCCUAAACCUGAAUUGCACAACUUUAAGUUAAGUACAUAUCUUUACAUUAAAUACGUAACGUGAUGAUGACUACACCAUUCCAGGGUUGAUAAUUUGUUGAAUAUUGAAUGAAUCAUGAACAGUUGCAUGAGGAUACGUUAACCUAGCAGAAGUAACUUUCACUUUCUGGUGUGACCGGGCCUUUACUUAAACUGUAUGAUUUUAUUUUUCCCACAUGGUUUGACAUGUUAUUCAGUGUUUGGGUUUCACAGCCCUUCAUUUGAGAUAUGUCAUAAUGUAAACAACAAAUGGGCGUUAAUUUGAAAAUUAGACUUUUCUGAAGUCUUGAGAGACAGUGUUGUUUACAGUGUAAAAUUGUGUUUUCCCUCUAACAGUGCAAUUAAGGAGCUGUUUAAAUAUCAAAGGUAUUGAUGCACUUUUAAACUAACUUCCCAAUUAGUUUGUUCAAAUGCCAGUGCUGUCACAUUUGGCAGCUCAGUGGCCCAACUCAUUUCUUGAUUUUCUAAUCUGUUGUCUCUUCCCCGUGUACAUUUAUCAUGUUUUCUUGAAUGUUGAUGUCACCUUCAAAUGUCUUUGCCAAUGUUGUUGCCGCAAUAUUUAUUGAAUUAUAUAUUUUCCCUUUAGAAUAAAUGCAAAUGGAAUUGAA
This is a messenger RNA of Epinephelus lanceolatus (giant grouper), 3335 nucleotides long. It is a transcript of the gene rnd3a, whose product is annotated as Rho family GTPase 3a. Gene Ontology annotation, biological process: small GTPase-mediated signal transduction. Gene Ontology annotation, molecular function: GTPase activity; GTP binding. NCBI's taxonomy places the organism in Eukaryota, Metazoa, Chordata, Actinopteri, Perciformes, Serranidae. The record is from RefSeq and is a predicted model, not a curated record.